Aspergillus udagawae is the source of this 1620-nucleotide messenger RNA. RefSeq names its product fungal specific transcription factor domain-containing protein. Gene Ontology annotation, molecular function: sequence-specific DNA binding; zinc ion binding. The transcript has 3 exons. The record is from RefSeq and is a predicted model, not a curated record. Lineage: Eukaryota; Fungi; Ascomycota; Eurotiomycetes; Eurotiales; Aspergillaceae. Gene Ontology annotation, cellular component: nucleus. Gene Ontology annotation, biological process: DNA-templated transcription; positive regulation of transcription by RNA polymerase II. Bases 1 to 1620 code for a protein of 539 amino acids.
AUGGGAGCCGCUGCCUGUACGGCCUUCGCGACGCGAUUGCGGCAAUUUCUUACCGGAAACCCGAAUGCAGCUCACAUUGCUCGAACUCAAUACACACCAGAGGCAUUACUACUCCAGGGAGAGACCCAAUGGCCGGGCCUGCCACAAGCUCGUUUACUCGUCCGCAUUGCAUUCAACCAAUUAAGCCGCGUAUAUCAUCUUUUCCUGCGCAAAUCUACCCUGGAGCAAUUGGAGUCAAUCUAUCGAGACCCAUCUAAGCAGGAUGAUCCGUCUUUGACAUGCAAAUUUUUCGCUCUUUUCGCCUUAGGGGAAGUAUACUCCUCUCGAUCUGAUCCUUCGACUCAAGGUCGUGUGCCAGGUACCAGAUAUUACGUUCGAGCAAUGAAUUUGACACCCAUUCUACCAGAGCGGCCUGCGUUGAUUCAUAUCGAAAGUCUGUUGCUAUUGUCUCUUUUUUCAUACUUCCUCAAUCGACGUCAUGCAGCGUACACGUUGAUUGGCAAUGCCAUGCGUCUUGGUCUGAUACUAGGAUUGAAUCAUAACAUCUCUGAACGCCAAUGCACGGAUCCCACAGAGCGACAGCAUCGAAUUCGGCUCUGGUGGGCGAUAUAUGUCUAUGAUCGUAUGUGGUGUUCCAAAAUAGGUUUCCCACUUCAGAUCCGAGAUGAUGAUAUUCAUGUGGACAUGCCGUCCCAAGUCUCUUGCCCUGCGUAUGAGGAGCAGUUCUCCGAUACUGCAUACUUGGUCGCCAGUAUUCAGCUAGCUCGAAUCGUCGGUCAAGUUAUUGACAAAAUCUACAGUCACAAGCAGCAUCCAGAGUCGUUCUUGCAAAGAGAACAGCAACUGUUGCUUGCUCAGCAGGAGUGGCUGCAGUCACUCCCAGCACACAUCAAGCUACACACUGAUGGAGGUCCCCCACCGAAGCAUAUCGUCUCUCUUCAUCUGCAGUUCAACCAGUGUGUCAUCUUGGCUACACGUCCUAUUAUUCUUCACGCUCUUCUCCAUCAUCGAGGUCAUCGAGAAAAUAGCGAAGACCUCCCCCGGCCUGUCAUUACCCUGAGUGAAGCCUGUAUCCAUGCUGCACGGCAUUCGCAUGCUCUCAUCAUCGAAGAAUGGGUCAAUGGCUCUCUGCCUAUGUACGGAUACUUCUAUGCUCAGUACUUGUUCUCUUCUGCCACAGUUCUUGUCAUAUCCGGACUUCUGCCAGCUUUCGGCAACUCCGCGGAUCUUGACUCCCUUGAGGUAGCGAUUGAAAUAUUGUCUCGUAUGAGUGAUCAUGGGAACCUUGCGGCGGCGGAAUUUUACGAGAAUCUCAAGCAAGUCAAACAAUCUUUACCAGGCGAUGUCGGUAAAAGUGUCGAGAAAGCCGGUCAAUUACCCCGACAAUCGCUCCGAACGUCUUUCUCGCUCCCUCCAACAGGAGACCAGGCCAUCGAAAAUGGUGGCGUUUCACCUCUCCCCAUUGCAGGUUUUACCACUGAAAUGGCCUUUUUGGAGCCAAUGAUGCAGGACUUUCUCGGUAUUCCCGAUAAUGAGAUUGAAGCCAUCCAUCCCGAUUUACUCACUAUCGGAGAGUCAACUGGGGAGGAUUUUUGGCCAACAACAUUUUGGACGUCGUAA